UUCUCUUCCCCAUAGUGAUAACAUUCUACUUCACCUGGUGGUUCAUUCAUUUUGUUGAUGGAUUCUUCUGUCCAAUCUAUGCACAAUUGGGUAUCAACAUUUUUGGUCUUGGCUUCAUCACUUCUGUUACUUUCAUAUUUUUCGUUGGGGUCUUCAUGUCAUAUUGGGUUGGAACAUCUGUUCUUGGCAUUGGUGAAUGGAUCCUCAAGCGCAUGCCACUUGUGCGCCACAUCUACAAUGCAUCCAAGCAAAUUAGUGCUGCUAUAUCGCCAGAUCAAAACAAACAGGCAUUGAAGGAGGCAGUCAUCAUACGACAUCCUCGUAUUGGGGAAUAUGCAUUUGGAUUCAUUACCUCAUCAGUCUCGCUCCAGAGCUAUUCUGGUCAAGAGGACCUUUACUGUGUCUAUGUGCCGACCAACCAUCUCUACAUUGGUGAUAUCUUCAUGUUGAACUCGAAGGAUGUGAUAAGGCCUAAUCUUUCUGUGCGUGAAGGCAUUGAGAUCGUUGUGUCUGGUGGUAUGUCAAUGCCCCAGAUUUUGUCGACCCUGGAUCCACAUCCAGAUCUGCGUGCAAUCCACACAGACCGAGGUGGAGCGAGCAGAAGCUGAGGCAAACUACCUGCAUACAUGUUCGUCGAUAUCAAGUGUAAAAGUCUCAACACAGAUCACACCAGUGCGGCGAACAAGAUCCUGAGCGCGAUGCACUAGCAAUCUGUCACGCCUGAGGAUCAAAGGAUCUUGUAAUUAAGUAGAAGUAGGUAACUCACACGCGUUGUCGAUCCGAUGGAUUUUGUACAAUUGGCUUGGACUUUGUCUUUGUAAUGCCGCCCCAGAUGCUUCCUAGCCAUACUUAUAUUUUCUUAUGGUUGUUCAA
Molecule: messenger RNA, 873 nt
Organism: Triticum dicoccoides
Lineage: Eukaryota; Viridiplantae; Streptophyta; Magnoliopsida; Poales; Poaceae
Product: protein LIKE COV 1-like
Exons: 5
Coding region: 156-608 (150 amino acids)
Cellular component (GO): Golgi apparatus
Source: RefSeq, a predicted model, not a curated record